Messenger RNA from Charadrius vociferus (killdeer), 374 nucleotides. RefSeq names its product ghrelin/obestatin prepropeptide (gene GHRL). NCBI's taxonomy places the organism in Eukaryota, Metazoa, Chordata, Aves, Charadriiformes, Charadriidae. Gene Ontology annotation, molecular function: growth hormone-releasing hormone activity; ghrelin receptor binding. The transcript has 4 exons. The record is from RefSeq and is a predicted model, not a curated record. Gene Ontology annotation, cellular component: extracellular region. Gene Ontology annotation, biological process: gastric acid secretion; positive regulation of growth hormone secretion; regulation of response to food. Bases 24 to 374 code for a protein of 116 amino acids.
CACCCUGCAUCACGAAGAUAAUCAUGUUUCUCAGAGGUACUCUGCUGGGAAUUAUUCUUUACAGCAUCCUCUGGACAGAAACUACUCUGGCUGGCUCUAGUUUUUUAAGUCCUGAAUAUAAAAGAACACAGCAACAAAAGGCUUCAAAAAACCCCACAGCACAAUUACAUCGUCGAGGCACAGAAGGCUCUUGGGAUACAGAUAAAGCAGCGGCAGAAGAUGACAGUAACAGUAUUGAAAUUAAGUUUAACGUUCCCUUUGAAAUCGGUGUCAAGAUAACAAAAGAAGAGUAUCAAGAAUAUGGACAAGCGCUGGAGAAGAUGCUAGGGGACAUGCUUGAAGAGAACGCUAAAGAAACUCAGAUCAAAAACUGA